Mytilinidion resinicola is the source of this 1599-nucleotide messenger RNA. RefSeq lists its product as uncharacterized. The transcript has a single exon. Bases 136 to 1599 code for a protein of 487 amino acids. Lineage: Eukaryota; Fungi; Ascomycota; Dothideomycetes; Mytilinidiales; Mytilinidiaceae. The record is from RefSeq and is a predicted model, not a curated record.
GCUAGGUUCUAAAAUGUGGUGUUACCUCUUCUCUUUCAUUCACUCAAUAACUCUACUUCACUACAAGCUCUUCACGUGCUCACAAACAAUCCAACCUCCACAAAAUCUUGCCCGACACUAGACCACGGCCAGACUAUGGAACCUCAUUCCGACCUGCGUGGAAAAAUGGAGCGUCCUCAUCUUUUUUCACCUCCUGUCUCUCCCCUCUCUUUCCCUCGUGGAGAUAUAUCCAGUACCGAGAGCACUCAACAAUCGGCCGCUGAUGAGGCUUCUCAUAGAGGAGGAGCAGCUAUGAUCAAGCGAUUUUUAUCUUCGGAUGCUCAAUCUCCAAAGCCUUCUUCACCUUCGAGCACUCAUCAUAAUGCCGCCCAUGGAGUACAAAACCCCCUGCAUUCUCCGCCUCCUGGCACCCAUACUUCUCAGACUUCCUCGCCUUCACAUAGUCGCUACAGUGCUGCUCCUCGUGGACCAUCUUCUUCUCAGCACUCUCGGACCUUUUCCAUGCUGUCCUCCUCCUCAGAACCUCAGCAAGCCACCACCCAUGGAGAACUAUCCGCCACUCAACCUCCCGGAUCAUCAUUUUCUCACCACGUCGCCUACUACGGCGGCCACAGCAUUCCUCCCCAAUCCAUCAUCCUAGACACCCGCCUCUCCAACUACCCCUCCCUCCACACCGCCAGCACAACCCCCGUCCGCCACUCCACCGUCUACAACUCAGGCCCCGGCCUUACCCGUACCCGCGACUCCAUCAAAAAUAUCGCCGAUGCUGCCAAUCACAUCUCCGGCGACCUCUGGUGGAAGCCGCCCACCCCAGACCCCUCGAUGCCGGCGACCGAAGACGACGUCCAGGCCAUUGCCAGGCGCUUCGAAUCCAGCAUCUGGGACGUCUCCGAGGUCCUCGUGCCCCGCAACGGCAAAGUCGACGCCUUCAAGCCGCCCAAGGCUAUCUACUCCGCCGCGGACGUGUGGGCGGUGGCGCUAUUCCUGGUUAACCAAGUCGGAGUGCUGCAUGGGAAAGGCUGUUUCGUGCAGACAUUCGAGCGGACCACCCAGCUGAAGGACGAGUGGCUGCUCUUUGACGAGCGGGUGGCGGCGAUGUGUCGGGAUCUGAAGGGCAACAAGAGUCUGUGUGAGAGCGUGAUGCGGAAUCAGAACCAGGUGAUCAAGGAUCUGGUAAAUGCGCCAGAUAGUCUGUGGCGGCGGAUUGUGGGGAACGCGGAGAGUAAUAAGUUGAAGGCGGAGACGAUGAGGGCGGGACAGGGGGUGUUGGGAAAGGGAAAGAGUAGGGGGAGAAUGAAGAAUGGGGUGAUGGUUAUGGAGGAGGAAGGAAUUGUUGAUGGUGGAAAAGAUGAAGAGCGUAGAAGCGAGAGGAGUGUCAGCGCGGGAGAGUCGCGUUCUACGGCCUUGGCGUUGACGAGUCUGCGGGUUCAGAGAGCACGAGAGGAGCGUACCGCCGAAACUCCGAGCCAGAUUUUGGGUUUUAAGUGGCCUUCGUAUACGGCUCCAGCUUUUCUUCAGUCUGAUUCGGUGGUCCCUCUGAAGCGGAAGAACUCUGAUGGCGAAGCACCACGGACAUCAGGCAAGGAACAUCAAGGUUAG